This is a messenger RNA of Candida tropicalis MYA-3404, 1872 nucleotides long. RefSeq lists its product as uncharacterized. The transcript has a single exon. The record is from RefSeq and is a predicted model, not a curated record. Gene Ontology annotation, cellular component: mitochondrial outer membrane. NCBI's taxonomy places the organism in Eukaryota, Fungi, Ascomycota, Pichiomycetes, Serinales, Debaryomycetaceae. Bases 1 to 1872 code for a protein of 623 amino acids.
AUGGAUUUGAUUUCGUUAGGAUUGACUCCCAGGAGGUCGAAAAAGAUUUUAAGACUUGUUAACAACAACAGAAUUUCACUUACGAUAAAAAAUGAAUUUGAAAAACUCAAUUCGUUUACAAAAUCCUUCCUUGCUAAUCAGUUAGCAGCUGAAGAACAAUUGAAAGGGAAAGUAAAUGAUACUUUAUUGGAAGCGUUUGAGGAAUUGUAUUACUUGUUUGACUGUGAGAAUUUCAAAUUUGAAAAAGUAAGCUAUGUAAGCUUGACAAAAUUGAAGGCUCUUUAUAAGAAAGUCAAUGGACUCAAUGAUGUGACUACUACUGCAGAGGAGGACAAUCUUUCCAAGACAAUUAUGGAUAUUAUUCAAAAGUACAUUAUUUUAACUACCACUUUAAAGAAUUCUGAUAGUUUGAUCUACAAAACUUUGGUGUUGAAAAGCCAAUAUGUAUAUUGGGAAUCUGUCAACAAUUCUACAGUAAACAAGUUAAUAUAUUUUGUUCAGUCAUCACCAUUUAGAUUUUACAAUUCUGCCCUUGAAAUAUUCAAUAAAACCAAGAAACUUUUGGAAGAUAAUGUGUAUCAAGUUACCAAUCACUCUAUAGGCACAGAAGAAGAUAACUAUAUUUAUUAUUCCUGGAAAGUUGUCAAAAAUCUUUCUCGUGCUAUUUAUAGUACAUUCUCAAAGGCUUUGCAUCAAGACACUCCGUCUAUUGGGUUUUUGAGUAUUGAGAGAAACUCGAUCCAAUGGUACUUAAAUGCUAUCAAGUUUGUUAUCAAAUUCCCUGUUACUGUUGUAAGCAAAGAUGUGCAUUUGAAGUUGAGACAGAUUAAAUAUGAAAUCAAACAUAACAUCAGUAAUAUUGACAUAUUAAUUAAGUGCAACCCCGAUGAUUAUUUGUCUUCUUUGAUGGAUAUCUUGGAUAUUGACAAAGAUAGUUCUAAUCAAGUUUUGCAAGCAAUUGAUAAUACAAUUAAAUUUGAUCAAAAGUCUUACACUGAAACAGCAGAGCCUUCAUUUGCUGUUAGGUAUUGGGUAGUUAUUGCGUUUAUUAUUUUCUAUGGACCAUCUCAGAGUAGAAAAAUUUAUACCAAUAGAGAUGAAAUAAUUCAUUGGAUUAAAUAUAAUGGCAUUGAACCUGUAGUUGGAUUUUUUAAAAAUUGGGUGGUGAGACCAUUAUACGAUAUGUUGGACAUAUUAAGAAGCGAUAGUGACAUUACUAUAACUACAAAGGACUCAUUGAAAUCUGAUGUUGGUUCGUUGGAGAAUAUGGUUUACGAAUUUGCAAAAGAUAAUCAUAUUGAAACCACACCCGUACAAGUUAGUCAAGAUGUUAAGAAUGGCGAUUUGAAAAUUAUCAUGUCUAGAUACGAAGAUGAAAUCAAAUCCCCUAUCAAAUACUUGAUUUCUGGAUCCUUGUUGCGUUUGAUUUUGAUCCAAAUACAGAAGGGUAAAGUUGAUGGAGCUGUUGCUAUCAAUGGUAUUGACAAAUUAUUGAAGUCACAGCAGUUGGUGUUUGGAAUUGUUUCCAUCAGUCCAUCUAUUUACAUUUUGUACCAAUUGUACCAAUAUUUAACUGCGGACAAGCCAAUUGUAUUGAAUGGGAAACAAUUGAACAUCAUUUGUUUGAAAUGUUUAAACAACAUAGAAAAUUUAUUAAUUUUAUUGGAAUCAGAACAACAUUCAAAUUAUGAAGGUGAGUUAUUAAUUGAGAUUAUAAAUCUUUUGGUGUGUUCCAAUGCUCUUAUCCCACUGGAAUUGAAAGACGAUUGGGUUGAUGAUUUGAAUGCAUUGAAUGAUAGUCAAUACAAUAUUGCUACUAAAUUAGAUUUGAUUCGUAAGAUAUGGAAUAUGUAUGGACCGUACUUUAGAUAA